Oncorhynchus kisutch (coho salmon) is the source of this 5524-nucleotide messenger RNA. Its product is annotated as protogenin A-like. The transcript is spliced from 19 exons. The record is from RefSeq and is a predicted model, not a curated record. Gene Ontology annotation, biological process: cell-cell adhesion. Gene Ontology annotation, molecular function: protein binding. Lineage: Eukaryota; Metazoa; Chordata; Actinopteri; Salmoniformes; Salmonidae. Bases 72 to 3620 code for a protein of 1182 amino acids.
UCUUGGAUUAGCACGUAGUUCGACUGGAGGUAGUGGCUGAGAGAGUUAGAAUGCGAGAACUAUUUGAAUAAAUGGAGUCUUUUAAAAGGAAGUUAUAUCAGCGCUUGCUGUUUUUUGCGUUCUUUCUUCCAAUCUCAGGUGUUUUGUGUUUUAGUGAGUUAUUUUUUAUCAAAGAGCCCGACGAUGUUACUGUCAUGCGGAAAGAUCCCAUUAUAUUGGACUGUCAGGCGCACGGAGAGUCGCCUAUUGCCAUCAGGUGGCUUAAAAAUGGAGUAAAAGUUGUAGAGAACGAACGCGUCUACAUUCUCUCCAACGGGUCCCUUUCUAUUCCGGAGGUGGAGAGCAGGAGAGGAGACAAAUCAGAUGAAGGGUUUUACCAGUGCCUCGCUCAGAACAAGUAUGGAGCCAUCCUGAGCCAGAAAGUCUGUCUUACAAUUGCAAGUAUCUCCCCCUUUACAAAUCAGCCAACUUCCAUUGUGGUGACAGAAGGAUCAGUCGCCCGUUUCACCUGCAAAGUCACUGCAAGCCCUCCACCCAUCAUCACCUGGGAGUUCAAUCGGGUCACGUUACCGCUGGCAACUAAUAGAAUCACAGUCCUGCCCAGCGGCGUUUUGCAGAUCCAUGGGGUGGAAAAGGGGGAUGCUGGGAACUAUCGUUGUGUGGCGACCAACAUCGCCAAUCGUCGCCGGAGUACAGAGGCAACCCUCACUGUCACUCCAGCUCCAAGCCCCAAACUGCCUCAGAGGCCUCGUAUCAUCGCCGGGCCCCAGAAUGCCACUGUGUCCCUGCACCAAAGUGCCAUCCUGGAAUGCAUGGCUACAGGGAACCCCCGACCCCUCAUCUCCUGGAGCCGAGCCGACAGCAAGUCCAUCGACGUGUUCAACACCAAGGUGCUGGGCAAUGGCAACCUCAUCAUCUCUGACAUCAAACCCCAACACGGAGGAGUGUACAUGUGCAGAGCCACUACCCCUGGCACGCGCAACUAUACCAUCGCCACAGCCAACAUCACUGUGCUAGCGCCUCCGUCCUUGGUGGAGUGGCCGGAGAGCCUGACCCGUCCGCGUGCGGGCACGGCCCGCUUUGUGUGCCAGGCUGAGGGGGUUCCCCCGCCCCACAUCACUUGGCUGAAGAACGGAGAGAAGGUCCAUUCCAACGGACGCAUCAAGAUGUACAACAGUAAAUUGGUGAUCAACCAGAUCAUCCCUGAGGAUGAUGCCAUCUACCAGUGCCAGGUAGAGAAUGAGCAGGGCUCUGUGCUGUCCAUGGCCCGGCUCAUAGUGGUGAUGUCAGAGGACCGGCCCAGUGCGCCCAGGAACAUCCGGGCUGACACUGUAUCCAGCUCCGCCAUCUUGCUGGCCUGGGAGAGACCACUGUACAACUCAGACAAAGUGAUCGCCUACUCUGUGCACUACAUGAAGGCUGAAGGCUUGAACAAUGAGGAAUAUCAGGUUGUCAUUGGCAACGACACAACCCGGUACAUUAUUGAUGACCUGGAGUCAGCGCGGAACUACACCUUCUACAUCGUGGCCUACAUGCCCAUGGGAGCCAGCCGCAUGUCAGACCAUGUGUUCCAGCACACCCUGGAGGAUGUGCCCCUGCGUGCCCCAGAGCUCAGCCUCACCAGCCGCAGCCCCACAGACAUCCAGGUGUCCUGGCAGCCCCUUGCAGCCAAGCUAAGCCGAGGCCGGGUGUCGGCCUACCGCUUGUCCUAUCGUACCAGUGCUGACCAGGCCGUCACCCAGCUGGAGCUUCCUGGGGAGAAAACCCAGUAUCUUCUGGAGGGCCUGCAGCCCGACACCAUCUACCUCCUUCGGAUCACUGCAGCCACUAGUGUGGGCUGGGGGGAACAGUCAGCCUGGACCUCCCACCGCACCCCUAAGGCAUCCAGCGCCAAAGUGCCUCUGGCCCCUGAGCUACAGUUGGAGCCUCUGAACUGCACCACCAUCAUAGUGCGCUGGCAGCUGGCACCAGGAAACUCUGUCAGCAUCCAGGGCUACAGGCUGUUCUACCACGAGGAGAGCCAGGCUGAGAGUUCCCCCAUUCAGCUGCGUGUCCAGGACAACAGGCACACCAUUGGAGGCCUGGACCCAAGGAAGAAGUACCAUGUGAAGCUCCUGGCGUUCAGUUUCAUAGGAGAUGGCUACCAGGCAGACCAGACUAUCAGCACCCCUGGAUGUGUCUCGGUCCGUGAUCGUAUGGUGCCCCCUCCGCCACCCCCUCACCACGUGUAUGCCAAGGCCAACAGCUCGUCUGCAGUGUUCCUCCACUGGGGGCGUCCAGCCUUCACCUCCAGCCAGAUCGUCAACUACACCAUCCGCUGUAACCCUGUGGGCCUUCAGAACGCCUCCCUGGUACUCUACCUGCAGACUGCUGAGAAGAACAUUCUGGUCCCGGACUUAGAGCCCAACACCAGAUAUGAGUUUGCUGUCCGCCUGCACCUUGACCAACUGUCCAGCCCCUGGAGCCCUGUGGUCUACCAGAGCACUCUGCCUGAAGCACCUACUCUGCCACCGUCAGGUGUGAAAGUGACUCUGAUCGAGGGCGACACAGCGCUGGUGUCAUGGAAACUUCCAGAUGAGCCCAACUUGGCGGUGACACGUUAUACCAUCCUCUACGCUUCCAGGAAGGCCUGGGUAGCUGGAGAGUGGAAGGUGCUGCAGAGAGAAGGGAGCAUUACCAUGGCUCUACUGGAGAACCUACAGCCGGGGAACAUCUACCUGGUCAAGGUGUCUGCGUCCAACGAUAUGGGAGACGGGCCGUUUUCACACACCGUGGAACUGGCCGUGCAGAGCGAUGGCUCCACCUCCGGUCACAACCCAAGGCGCUCCCAUGGCUCAGCUACAGUGUUCUCUGGUGGCUUCUACCACCUGGACCAGAAGUCAAUGACAGGGAUCAUCGUGGGGGUUUGCAUUGCACUGAUCUGCAUCAUCAUCUGUGCCUUCAUCCUUGUCUGCAGAGGCAAAAACAGGAAAUCGUCAGCUACUAAAGCCAUCAGGCAGGAGGCUGGUCAGGUCCCCUCUGCUUCGGUCCACCUGGGCUCUGAGGACCAGGCUGAGAAUGCUGAUGUUAUGGUGCCAAUGAUGAGAGCAGACCACUUCAUUGAUGCCAAGGGUGGAACAAAUUUGAUCAUCAAUAGCCUUGGACCAGUUUAUCCAAUCACUGAGAAGAAAAAUAAAUGGUUUUCCUUCAGAAAUCAGAAAAAAAUGAAUGCUAAGAAAAGCCAGAUCCAGAGGAAAAGCCAUGGAAUCUGCUCGUACCAGCCAGGAGCAACAGUGCUGUGCUACGAGGAUGAGUCUCUGUCGUCACCCAACCAGCCCACCUCCCUGCAGGUCCUGUUUGGCCCACCUGGUGACACCGAGGGCUCCUCCAACAGCGACGGCAGCCACGAGACAGGCGACUCGGGCCAUUACUCUCACGACGACAUAGAGAUGACCAACCGCACUGCGUCUCUGAAAGAGGAGGAGAGUGGGGAGUCAGGCUGCAGUCCUGCCCAGGAGAGUGAGGGUGAGCUGGGGGAGCAGUCUCACCUCGACCUGGAGAUUGGAGAUUCCAUGGAGAAACCGUGCAACCAUCAUCACGAUCAGGCCCCAGACAAUUCCCAGCCUGCAUUUUCUCUCUAGCAGUCUGUGUGAUCUCCCAUCAAUCUCUCAACCCUAAAGUCACUCCACUGUUCUAAAAGACAAUGAGCAGUUAUCCAAAAAUCCAGGUCUUUGGAAGAACUGGGCUCUGUUUUGGGUUCUGGUGAUUUUUAUCAAAGAAUCUUCUUCUAGUGAAUGUGUACUCAUUUUAUUUUUAUUCUAAAUGUUUGUAUGUGUUUGAAAGAAAUCUCACCCACCAUGAAUGUUUCAAGAGAUUGUCAAAAAUGUGAAAUGUGACUGUUACAUUUCUGACAUUAUUUAAGAGUUUAUCACUGGAGCAAAGUGUAGAGUGAGCCCUUCUUUUGCUGAAUAUCUACCUCAGUUUACCUCUCGGUAAACUCCAACUAUAUAUUGAAUGAUAAUGACUUAUACCUGAGUUAUGGAAGGGGUCUCUUCCUUUAUGGAACAACUAAUGCGUCCUGAUGGCAAUUUGUUUUUACUAGGUCAGACUAGUCCUGUAUUCAUUUUCCUCCUUGUUUGUAAUGAAGUACGGGAUUGUAAGGGUACUGCAGAUCUCACUUAAAGCUUUGUCGUUUUAUUUUUAUCACAGGUUAAUUGGACUAUUUCUCAGGUUACUUGGCUAUGGUAGAUUACGGGCCAGUACAAUUUACUACAUAAAUUGCUGAAAUUCAGUAAUAAGCCAGUAUGACACUUUUCAGGUUAUCCAUAGUAAUAAUGGUUAAGAUUUUUUGUUGUCAAUGUGCAGUUUUCCUUGCAAUUCCUGUUUUAUACUACCUCUUUUUAAGCAUUAUUUUGUUGUGUUAUUAUUCUCCUGAACUCAGGGAACUAGGUUUAGUACAUUUAAAAGCCAUGUGUAAUGUUCCAUGGUUGACUGACAGGGUAUCUUCUUAGUGCUGAGCUGUUCGUUGUAGAGGGUAGUUGCCAUAGAUCUGUUAUGAAUGUAUCUCUAGAACAUUGUCAGUUACGGUUCAGAGCCUUGUGAUGCCCCACUCACAGGUGGAAAAACCUGUUUGAAUUCAGUUGGAAUAAUGUGUCUGUGGUAUGGCAGGCUAUCUUUUUGGUUAUUUUGGGAAAGAACAUACCAAAAAUGCUUGUGUCGACGCAUUUCAAUACAGCAGACCUUAAAAGCUUUAUAAAUGGCCUUAAUGGGGAAAGAGACCCUCAGAUGUCGGAGACAAAACAGAAAGGCUCCUAUACCAAAGUCCGAUCCAUCUGAGGUCCAACUCUUUUACACAUGGGGAUGGGAGAAGUGUGAAGAACGAUUGUUGAAAACCAAAAGCUUUAAAUCAGUGCGAUGGAAGUGAAUGAACACCAAGAAAACAUUUUAUCUCUAAAGAUAUCUAUAUUUUUGUCUACGUUUAUGUACUACGGAGUACAGAUUUGAGUUACCUUUUUGUUCUUUAAGUAGUUGAUACUUUACCAUAGAGUAGAAAAAUAAGUUUAGCACUUGUCAGAUUAGUUUGAUUUGUUGAUCACAGCCAAUGUGCAGCGGUGACUGAUGCUAUCAUACAAAGUAAUUGUUUGCUCCCUCUGAUUGUUUUUGAUCUCUCAGUGGGCCCCUGAGAAAAUUACAAUGAGUUUUUUCUCAUGUAUUAGACCAAAAAUCGAACGCCUUGCACAUGUGUGCCCCCGUUCUGUGACCAACUGAGUUGAGAUGCGGGUUCUCUCAGAAAGUGCCCCCAGGAUUUUGGGCCCUUGAUAAUGGUUAAAAUGACAAUAAUCAAUGUCAUGCACACUAACCAAAUCACCCUAAUAUUGGUUUUCUUUAGAGCUUUACUGUUGCAACUAGAUGUGUACAUUGUAGGGGGAAAUUAUAUGCAGAGCUAAAUACAGUAUAUUAUAUUGAUUCUCAUCCUACUUUGCAACAGUAUUUUCAAUCAACAGAUUUCUAACUAAUAGGAUGACGGUUUGCAUGAAGUGUGACA